GGGCUGCUGGCGGCGCCCGGCUGCUGGGACUCCACAGCCGAGCCCAGGGGCUGCGGCGACUGCCUUCGCGCGACCCGGCGGGCCCAGCUCGGCCGCCGGGAGCCCGCGCUGCCCGCGCCUCCUGCCUGGCGGAGCCCAACGCGAGCGCCUCGUACCCGAGCCAGAUGGGGGGCAGGAUGCGGACCUGUGCACCUUGAGCCGGCCUCAUGACCCUGAGCACGUUGACCCGCGAAAGGAAGGCGCCUCUCGCCUGCACCUGCAGCCUCAGUGGCCCCGACAUGAUCCCCUACUUCUCCGCCAACGCGGUCAUCUCGCAGAACGCCAUCAACCAGCUCAUCAGUGAGAGCUUUCUAACUGUCAAAGGUGCUGCCCUUUUUCUACCACGGGGAAAUGGCUCAUCCACACCAAGAAUCAGCCACAGACGCAACAAGCAUGCAGGUGAUCUCCAACAGCACCUCCAAGCAAUGUUCAUAUUACUACGCCCAGAAGACAACAUCAGGCUGGCUGUAAGACUAGAAAGUACUUACCAGAAUCGAACACGCUAUAUGGUAGUGGUUUCCACUAAUGGUAGACAAGACACUGAAGAAAGCAUCGUUCUAGGAAUGGAUUUCUCCUCUAAUGACAGUAGCACUUGUACCAUGGGUUUAGUCCUGCCUCUCUGGAGUGACACCCUAAUUCAUUUGGAUGGCGAUGGUGGGUUCAGCGUAUCAACAGAUAACAGAGUCCACAUAUUCAAACCUGUAUCUGUGCAGGCAAUGUGGUCUGCACUGCAGAGUUUACACAAGGCUUGUGAAGUGGCCAGAAUGCAUAACUACUACCCAGGCAGCCUGUUUCUCACCUGGGUGAGUUACUAUGAGAGCCACAUCAACUCAGACCAGUCAUCAGUCAAUGAAUGGAAUGCCAUGCAGGAUGUGCAGUCCCACCGGCCCGACUCUCCAGCUCUCUUCACCGACAUACCAACUGAACGUGAGCGAACAGAAAGACUAAUUAAAACCAAAUUAAGGGAGAUUAUGAUGCAGAAGGAUUUGGAGAAUAUCACAUCGAAAGAGAUACGAACUGAGUUGGAAAUGCAAAUGGUAUGCAACUUGCGAGAAUUUAAGGAAUUCAUAGAUAAUGAAAUGAUAGUGAUCCUUGGUCAGAUGGAUAGCCCUACACAGAUAUUUGAGCAUGUGUUCUUGGGCUCGGAAUGGAAUGCCUCGAACUUAGAGGAUUUACAGAACCGAGGGGUGCGGUAUAUCUUGAAUGUCACUCGAGAGAUAGAUAACUUCUUCCCAGGAGUCUUUGAGUACCAUAACAUUCGGGUUUAUGAUGAAGAGGCAACAGAUCUCCUGGCUUACUGGAAUGACACUUACAAAUUCAUCUCUAAAGCAAAGAAACACGGAUCUAAGUGCCUUGUGCACUGCAAAAUGGGGGUGAGUCGCUCGGCCUCCACUGUGAUUGCCUACGCAAUGAAGGAAUAUGGCUGGAACCUGGACCGAGCCUAUGACUAUGUGAAGGAAAGACGAACUGUGACCAAGCCCAACCCCAGCUUCAUGAGACAACUGGAAGAGUACCAGGGGAUCUUGCUGGCAAGCAAACAGCGGCAUAACAAGCUCUGGAGAUCUCAUUCAGAUAGCGACCUCUCAGACCACCACGAACCCAUCUGCAAACCAGGGCUAGAACUCAACAAGAAGGAGAUCACCACCUCAGCGGACCAGAUUGCCGAGGUGAAGACCAUGGAGAGUCACCCACCCAUACCUCCCGUCUUCGUGGAACAUGUAGUCCCACAAGAUGAAAAUCAGAAAGGCCUAUGUACCAAAGAAAGAAUGAUCUGCUUGGAGUUUACUUCCAGGGAAUUUCAUGCUGGACAGAUCGAAGAUGAAUUAAACCUAAAUGACAUCAAUGGAUGCACAUCAGGGUGUUGUCUCAGUGAAUCAAAAUUCCCUCUUGACAACUGCCAUGCAUCCAAAGCCUUAAUCCAACCUGGACAGGCCCCAGAAAUGGCCAACAAGUUUCCAGACUUAACAGUCGAAGAUUUGGAGACAGACGCACUGAAAGCAGACAUGACCGUCCACUUACUGCCUAUGGAAGAAUUGACAUCUCGCCUGAAAGACCUCCCCAUGUCCCCUGAUCCUGAGUCACCGAGCCCCCAACCCAGUUGCCAGGCUGACGUCUCAGAUUUCAGUACAGAUCGCAUUGAUUUUUUUAGUGCCCUAGAGAAGUUUGUAGAGCUUUCUCAAGAAACCCGGUCACGAUCUUUUUCCCAUUCAAGGAUGGAGGAACUGGGUGGAGGAAGGAGUGAGAGCUGUCGAUUGUCGGUGAUAGAAGUAGCCCCUUCUGAAGUGACAGCUGACGAUCAGAGAAGCACCUCUUUGAGUAAUACGCCUCAUGUAUCUGAAGAAUCUUCAAUAGAUGAGGAACAGUCAAAGGCAAUCUCGGAACUGGUCAGCCCAGACAUCUUCAUACAAUCUCAUUCAGAAAAUGCAAUCUCAGUCAAAGAAAUCGUCACUGAGAUUGAAUCUAUCAGUCAAGGAGUUGGACAGAUUCAACUGAAAGGAGACAUUCUGUCUAACCCAUGCCAUACACCAAAGAAGAACGCCGCCCAUGAGAUGCCCCUUGAGGGGGCCCAGGCCCUGGAGGACAGACCUGGAAACGAGCAGAAUGGGGGUUCCUGCACAGCCCAGCCGGAACUAGUCAAAGACUCAGGGAAGUGGGACCCAGAAGGCUGCCUAACUGCACACUCGUCCACCACAGACUUGGAAGAAGAGGAACCAGCUGAGGGCGAACAAGAGCUCUGGGGCCCAGGGGUGCACCCAGGUGCCAAGUGGUGCCCUGGGUCCGUGAGGCGGGCCACCUUGGAGUUUGAAGAGCGCUUGCGGCAGGAGCAAGAGCACCACGGCGCCACCCCCACAUGUACCUCAGUGCCCGCUCGCAAGAAUUCCAAGAACGAUUCCUCUGUGGCGGACCUAGCACCAAAAGGGAAGAGUGAUGAAGCCACCCUAGAACAUGCCUUUGUCCCCAAGGAAGCAGAGAUGAACAAGGGCAAAGGGAAAUGCGGUGGGUCUGAGGCUGGCUCACUGCCCCACUGUGAGCAGGAUGCCGUCGUCACUCCAGCGCCCGCGCUGCCGGAGUUUCAGGCCUUGCCAGCUCCCCAGGGCUGCCCAGGGCCAGAUCCUAGGACAGAGCAAGAAGGGGUCCUGAAGGUGCAGAGGACUGUGGUUUCAUGCCAGGGACCCGAGACACAGGCAUUUCCUCUUCCUGUUUCCAAGAAGAUAGAAAUCAUUGAGUAUACCCAUACGGUGACAUCAGCUGACCUCACUGGGCCAGAGGGUGAAACGGCCACCGGUGAGGAGCAAGGACUGAGGAAAGUGAAAGUGGAAAAGUCCCUCACUGUCCUCUGUGCACUGGAUGAAAAUCUGAACAGGACGCUGGGCCCCGACCACCUUUCUCUGCACCCCAAAGUGCUACCUCUGCCUCCCUCUUCAUCUCCUGAGCACAGCAGGCCCGCUCACCAGACCUCCGCCAUGAGCAGCCCUGGAGCUGGGGGUUGUGGCCCAUCCACAGCCCGGGACACAGCAGCGCCUUUUGUCAGCCACACGACUCACGUACCGUCCGCCAACUUGGAUUACCUGCAUCCGCAGGCCGUGGUCCACCUGGAAGGUGUCACCGAGCAAAGUAGCACCACAGACGGCGAGCCCCCUACGGAGCAGGGUGGCCAGGAAGCAAAUCAGGAGGGUCCCCUCUCCAGUGACCGUGAAGUGUCAGAUAAGGGCUCCCAGCCAAGUAGCGAAGACCCAAGUUUAACUAGCAAACUUGGUGACAACAUUGGGAAGUUACAAGAAAAACCGGACCCGUCACCUGUAGCCUGUAGCCUCCCACACGGCUCUAGUGGUGACAGUGUAAAGGGCUCCCGUGUGGUGAAGGAGCACGCUAAAGAAAUGGAGUCCCGAGCCGUGUGCCAGGGAGGGCUCAGCAAGCCACCCCAAAUGCGGCGCUCCACCUCCCUCGCCAAGUUAGGUUACUUGGACCUCUGUAAAGACUGUUUACUGGAGAGGGAGCCCAUUUCCUCGGAGUCCCCUCAUCUCAAACUGCUUCAGCCCUUCAUCAGAACGGACUCCGGCAUGCAUGCCAUGGAGGCCCACGAGCCCCCAGAAAACCCAGAUGCCCCCCAGGACCCAGAGCCCACCAAGUAUUUUAUAGAGCAACUUAAAACAACAGAGUGUGUCGUGCAGAGCAAGCCCGUAGAGAGGCCCCUCGCACAGUAUGCCAAAGAAUUUGGUUACAGUCAGCAGUGUUUGCUCCCCAAGGCAGGACCUGAAUUGACUACUAGCUCUGAAGGAGGCCUUCCUCUCCUACAGACCCGGGGGCCGCAGUACGCAGGCCCAGCUCCAGGGCUGGCUUGGGCUCCCCUCCAUCAGCAGCACAGCAGAACUCACCCCCUGAGGAGGCUGAAAAAGGCAAAUGAUAAAAAGCGGACAACCAACCCCUUCUAUAAUACCAUGUGAUUCUGAGCCUACACAUGUGACUUUCUAAAAGAAAUGUUUGUAAAAGGGGCAGGUGUAAUAUGUAAGGAACAUGCACUUUAUUGGUUAGUUUUAUAAUAUUUUGGUCAUUUUACUGUUCCUGGCGCAUGCAGGGUUUGGGUUUUUUUUUUUCUCUGUGUGUGUGAGAGCGAGAUUGAUUUGGACGGCAAGACCAUUUUAUCAUUUUUUUUUAUUUUUAGAAAAUUCAAACCUCAAAAAAUACUCAUUUUCGUAGAACACCUUUAUCAAAGGCACAUUGCUGUUUUUCAGGCAACUGCCACCUGCUUCUCUCCUUUCGCCCUCUGAGAGAAAAGGUGAGCUUGCUUGCUUAAGAAAGGAAAGCAGCCGGGAACGGUGGGGAAGAAGCCGGAAAUUGGAAAUGCUCCCCUGGGCCCCGUGUGUGGAGGGUAUGCUCGGCAGACCUGAUGCAUCAGGUGGGCUGAUGGGCAGCUGGACUGGAUGUCAGCGUGCUCUUGGUCCUCAGCUCCGGCCCAUGGGAAUUCCUGAAGUGGACAAGUUCUGCUCUGCUUGCCGGGGAGGUUGGGGAGGGAGGGUGUGGAGGUUACAGAAUCCAUUUCUUGUACUCCAGAGUGGAUCAUUACAGAAAGGCGUUAUAAUGGCCGGCUUUGUAAACUUACCAAGCAAAUAUAUUUUUUCCCAAGCAAAUAAUUUUUUUAUUAAAUUAAAAGCAAACCCCCAACAAAACCCACGAGGUCCUCUGUAGAGGAAAGCAUAAGAAGGAGGAGGUGAAGUCGGAGGUGGGGAGGCUGCUGCCCAAUCUUAGGAUCCUUGGGCUGCACACAGGUGGUGGUCCUGGCCCCCUGCCGGAAAUGGGCUCUGCAGCUCCUCCCAGCUCAGGUCCAAUAGCCACAAGUUUGAAAAACAGCAAUUGAAAGUCAGUGUGUUCUUGUAAAAUGAAUACAUAUGUAGGGUUUUAACCCUUUCGUUACUUGAAUAAUUCUGUGGGCCUUUUGAGUUUAAUGGCCAUAUUUUUUUCAAUUUGUUUUUUCCCCCUUCAUGCUGUUUCUCCCAGUGCUGCCUAUUUUUUUUUAAUUUCAUAGAUGAUAUUUGAUUGUUACAUUACAUAUGUAUAACCUCCAUUGAAUGCAAAGUUUUCUUUUUGAUAUUAUCACUGUUAACACUUGACAUAAGUUUUUUUUCCCCUUUUCCUGGAAGAUUUGUCAUUUCUCUAGUUUAUACACAGUAUUUAUGUACAUAAUGUCACUUUCUUACAGUGUUUUGUUGAUGUCAUAGGGCCUUUUUGAUUUAUUCUUUUUAAGGAGUAAAGCUGCAACUGGAAAACACAGACACCACAGAAAUAAAACUGAUGGGCGUUGGUAGGAAUCUGCAGAGUAUAUUGACAGUGGUUGUAAUUGUUUAAAUGGAGACUCCUAAUUGCCAGCUCCUGCCAAAUUAUGCGUUAUUAGUAACUUCCUCCCCAGAGAAACCCCUAAAGGUUCCCAUUAGAUCACAGUUUGACUGAAGGCUGAUUUUUCUUUGAGACUGAAGCCUCAGAACCUUGUUUGUGGGCAGCAGAACCACAGCAGGGUGUGUGUGAGUGCUCCUGCUGCUCAGGCUUGCGAGGCUGCAGGGAGGCCUCAGCCCAGGGCAGGCGCCCUGCGUGACUCCAGCUAGGAUGCUGUUGCUUUGCUGCUAUUGUGGAGAUCCUUACCACAGGAGCACCUGCCACAAACAAGCCUCUUUCUGCUCCUUUCCGAAAACAUAUUUAGCCUGGAAUGAAACACCCUCUGCAAGUCAUCAAAGCUGAAGAGGUUUGCAAACUUGCUUCCCGUCUGCUUUGAUUGACGUCCACGUUGCUGAGAGAUUGACCGAGUACAGACUCGAGAUGUAGGUUUUUGGUUCAUCACUGAAAGGAAAAGAGAGGUGCACAGAUUGUCAAGGUGAUGCCAGAGGCCAUUGUUUGGUGGGGGCAGGCGGUAAGGAGGGUGGCCCAAAAGAGAGAGAGAGGGGCUGAGGCCACUCAGAGGGGCUGUGAAUCUAGUUGCCAUGUGGAAGCCGUGGCUGGGUCGGACAUCACUGCCAGGAGGCAAACUGGACAAAACCCUCCUGCUCUAAGUGUCUUCGUGGUGUAGUAAUUAUAUGUACCUGUGCUGUCCCUAAGUAGUUUCCUUAAAUGUUCAAAUGUAUCAUCCACCCAGCUUUGUGGUUCCAGGACAUUUAAUGUGUUCUAACGUGUUUUGUUAGGUGGUGUGUACCAGUGUGAGGAAGCUUGCAGGACACAGUUAUGCGUUUCCAGGGUUCGUCCACCUAAGCUGGCCUGUCUUGUUGAGGCAACUGCACUACCACUAUGAUGGGGAAAGGACAGAGAAUUGUGGCAGGGGUGGGGACAGGAGGGUGUGCAUGGAGGUUAAGAGAAUGAUGUCCCUUGAGAUGGUGACAUCCCUCACAUUGAGGCGUACAAGCAGGAUAGUCAGGACUGUACUGUUCUCUCUUCUCCCCGCUACUGUGUGCACGACUCAGUGCGUUCGGUAACCAAGACGGGGGGAUCCUGCUAAUGCUGUGAAGAACAAAAACGUCUUAAAGAAUAGAGGAAAUGUUCUUGCUCUGCCUUUUUUUUAACAUUUAAUUUACCUGCCUAAAUAAACAUCCUCUCUACAGGGUCUGUAAUUCAGUCAUGCCAUGGGGUUUUGCCAGUUCUCUCAAACUCCCACCACUGGGUGUUCUUAUAUUAAUUUAUGCAGCUGAGCAGUGUCCAGGGAAAGAACAUGAUGAGCUAUCAAGGACUUUGCAGACUUCUCUUCAAGCUUGCUGAUAAUCUCGGGUGACCCAUUUCCCUCUUCUGUUCAUGGAAAACCCAGCCCUGGAACAGCAGUUCUGGUAGAUCGAGAGCUGAGGAGGAGAAGUCCUGACCUCUUGUCCAGUGCCUGUCUUUACCUGUAUUUUGAAAAACACCAUAGUCUGACUCUCAGUUGCUCUGAAGGAAUGUGUGAGUGUGUGUGUGUGUGUAAAAAGUAACAUUUUGGUGCAUGGGGUAAAAGCCCCAGGAGCACAGGUUUGGGGCUGCAGUCGGGGUGAUUACCUGGUCAGUAGGAAGGAGAGAAAGCCCCACCCUUUCUUGGAUUAGAAACACUUAGGAGUAGUGUGUAGCACAGUAGACGUGUAGUAUUGUAGUGCAGUGAUAUUCAUCUCUCCUCGUUUCGGUUGCCUUUCAGAUUCUGAAUGUUUGGGAUCAUUACUAGCAUCUCAGCCUCUUCCGGCUCCUUAUCGAGCAUUAUCCUGGUUCUAUCCCUUUAUCCCAACUGUAUUUCCUCUUUCUCGUUUGGGAAUUUACCAAGAGCUCCAAAGACAGCCUGAGGAUGCCAACCCAGGCUCUGAGGUCCCCUCCUGCUAAUGGGCCCCAGACAGAUGCUGUUGGAUAGACCUGAAGCUUCUGAGACGUGGCAGCUCGCAGAAAUCUUCACCUGGUCCACCUGAGGAUUUCAGUUCGCAAGUGAUCUAGGCAUGUUUGGUAAAGAUGUUUUUGUGGGAGUUGUGUUUUUUUUUAAGAAGCAUUAUGCAAAAAGGGUCACUUUUAAGGGCAUUUUAAAAUUUUUAAAUAAAGCCAUCCUUUGGCUUUUUUGAACAGGUGUUUGUGGAUACUUCGUUUACAUUGUAUGAGUAUUAAAACAUGCAUCAUCUUGACAGCAGCUCAGCCGCCUCCUCCAGGCCCCCAGACCUGGCUGUCCUGGGCGGCCUCACACAGCAAGGCCGUGGUGGUCAGCUCUCAUGGGUAAGCGGGGAAAGCCUGGAGCUGGCUUCCAUCUGUGUCCUGCACUCCCAUCUGACACUCUGUAUGGAAAUAGUCGUCAUUUCUUCAGUGGUUGUGUGUCUUAUAGUGAUGGUUGUCAUGGUGAAUGGCUAGUGUCGUUUUUUGGGGGGGUUUUUUGCUUUUUGAUGGUAGGUGAGGUGACAUUUUCGCUCUUUUAGCACCAAUCCAACUUAACAGGAUCUUGGACUUUGUUUUCCCUUCCAAACUAAAAGAACAAGGCAUGUAUUAGGCAUAAAUGUAUUUGCUGCCCGACCCCCAUAUUAGGAAAAAGACUGCCACCAAAGCAGGAAGCUGCACACUCCUAACCCUCCCCCCAGGGCGUGAGGUUCCUGAUGCCACGGAGAGCUACUGUACCUGUCCAGCCUGGAAGUGGAGGGUGACUAGGCCUGGCUCCUGCUGUGAAAAGAGAACUAGACUCAUGUUCUCAGUGCCCCCAGAGAUCUAGGACAGGAUUUCUAAACUGGAAUCAUCCCUCAUGGGCUGGACAAUGCCCCAAGGGGUAUAUGACUAAUGCUACCAUCUGUGUCCUCAUCUUGACCCUGGUGGCAGCAUCCUGUCUACACACAUGGAGCUAAGGCCCAGGGCUUGACUCAAGCUGAUGACCUAACCUGAAAAUUGGGUAACUGGCCCUGAAAUGUUCCCUAAUCGAUCAGCCCACAAACAAUUGUUUGGUUUUUAUGUUUUACUGGAUUUUGGUUUGCUUGGUAUAGCUUAAGGUGCCUUUUAAUUUUUUUUUCUUUCUACAUUAUUUUGUGGGACUUGUUCUAAAUGUGGAAAACAAGUCCAAAAGACUCUCCCAUUGACUGUUACCUUUACCCCAGGCCACCCCAAACUUUUAUUCUCACAUUUUAUUAAAGCAGGUGCUCCCUGGAAUCUCUGGGACCUUUUUGAGGCAUUUGAAGCAGAAUAUAAAGAGUGGUCUCAUCCCCUUCCUUAAUCUUCCUGGUGGUUGGGAUGUUCCACUUGUAUCAUAGAUUUUUUUUAUUACUGAUGUGCUCCGCUGUUUUUAAAUGUGAACUUGUGCGCAAAUGUGCAGAUUCAAUGUUCUUGUUACAGACUGAAUAAAUUUUUAUUUUGAAGAUGAAA
Messenger RNA from Hipposideros armiger (great roundleaf bat), 9357 nucleotides. RefSeq names its product slingshot protein phosphatase 2 (gene SSH2). Lineage: Eukaryota; Metazoa; Chordata; Mammalia; Chiroptera; Hipposideridae. The transcript is spliced from 14 exons. The coding region runs from base 207 to 4484 and encodes 1425 amino acids. Gene Ontology annotation, molecular function: phosphatase activity; actin binding. The record is from RefSeq and is a predicted model, not a curated record. Gene Ontology annotation, biological process: protein dephosphorylation; negative regulation of actin filament polymerization.